Spodoptera frugiperda (fall armyworm) is the source of this 1512-nucleotide messenger RNA. RefSeq names its product adhesive plaque matrix protein-like. The transcript is spliced from 2 exons. The record is from RefSeq and is a predicted model, not a curated record. Bases 317 to 1243 code for a protein of 308 amino acids. NCBI's taxonomy places the organism in Eukaryota, Metazoa, Arthropoda, Insecta, Lepidoptera, Noctuidae.
GCUUCAAGCUUCCUUGUGCGAACUGCUAGGGAGUGGAACUCCUUACCGGAGUCUGUGUUUCCUGAUGGGUAUAACCUGGGUGUCUUCAAAGCCCGAGUGAAUAGGUUGCUUAUGGGCAGACGUGCUCCAUCGUAGGCCGCAUCAUCACUUACCAUCAGGCGAGAUAGCGGCCAAACGUCGACCCAUCAAAAAUAAAAAAAACAGUUGUGACCAGGGAAUCGAAGCCGUCAUACAGUUUGUUGAGAAGACGUGAAAAAACAAUAUUUUUAAGUGAAAUUAAAGUUCAACCAAGGAAUCGAAGGCGUAAUAAAUCGUUAUGUGGUCGACACUGCUUGCAAUUAUCGCGUUAUGUAUAACGAUAUCUCAUUCUCACGAUGGAUCCCAGAAUCGGAAUAUCGUUAAUUCGAUUACCGGUCAAGAAGACACGAACCGGGUAAGAAGAUUCAUAUCCGCGUUUCAAAACACAGCAAGCCUUAAACGAAGAUAUGUCGCCGGAUAUAAUCAGAACACAACGCAAAAUUACAAUAACGGCAAACCCGGAUAUAAUCCUUAUAACGUGAAUCCAAGUACCGUUAAACCCCUUUACCCUAACCCACCCGGAUAUAAUCAAUACCCGGGUAACUAUCCGGUAUAUCCGUCGCCGAAUCCACAGCAACUACCAACUCCAAACACAUCUUGGCAAAGACCGGCUCAAAACAGUAGCUACCCGGGUUUUAACAAUAAACCUAUCAACACUACGUACCCCGGAUAUUCACAAUACCCAGCUAAUUACUCCGGUUAUCCAGCACCGCAGCAAAAUAACAAUAAGCCAGUAUACCCUACGCCACCCGGUUAUUCUCAAUAUCCGAGUAAUUAUUCUGGCUACCCGGUUCCACAACCACCUAACAGGCUUCCUAACCCAGGAAACUACUCAGGAUACCCAGCGGCUUAUCCACAACCGAGUAACAUGAACCCUCUUUAUCCAACGCUACCCAGUUAUUCACAAAAUCCGGGCAACUAUUCCGGCUACCCAGCGCGGCCGAAUAACAUACCAACAACCAACGCACCUUGGGCGAGACCUGCCCAGAACACAACAAGACCCGGAUAUAGCAAACCGGUUAAUUAUAACAAGUGUAGCAAUAAUUCCACGGCCGGAAAUGACGCGACGAGUAUGGAUGCCUGUUUAAUUAAUGCCGGGUAUUGUCCGAAAGGAAUGAUUCGAAUGGGUGAAAUGUGUUACGAAAACAAAGAUGAUGAAUAUUAAAAAAUCCAAAAUACAAUCAUCAUCCAAUGACUUCUCCAGCCUUUGGCGAGGCGAGAGAGAGUGUCAGACUCUUACUGACUAAAAACUACCCCGUUCCUACUCCUGCUUUUCAAGGCCCGGUUACCCGCUAGGCAGUCCGCAGCUCUGACCAAAGGCCUCUUCUCAUACGGAAAAGGUAUGAGCAUUAAUCACCACGCUUGCCCAAUCCGCAGACUCAUUUCUAUUCCAAAUGUAUUGUUAAGUAUAAAUAAAAUAAAUAUUUUUUUGUA